CACUCCUCCAUAAAGCCCUCACUCGCCCAGAGCCAGAAGAGCCCGGUCAGGAUGGAGAGGAGACGGGUCACCUCAGCUGCUCAGCGCUCCUACACCUCCUCCUCUGAGAUGGUGGUGGGGGGCCCGGCUGGUGGCCGCCGCCUGGGCGCUGGCACCCGCCUCUCCCUGGCUAGAAUGCCGCCCCCACUCCCAGCCCGGGUGGACUUCUCCCUGGCCGGGGCCCUCAAUGCCAGCUUCAAGGAGACACAGGCCAGCGAGCGGGCAGAGAUGAUGGAGCUCAAUGACCGCUUUGCCAGCUACAUCGAGAAGGUGCGCUCCCUAGAGCAGCAGAACAAGGCGCUGGCCGCCGAGCUGAACCAGCUGCGGGCCAAGGAGCCCACCAAGCUGGCUGAUGUCUACAAGGCUGAGCUACGGGAGCUGCGGCUGCGGCUCGAUCAACUCACAGCGAACAGUGCCCGGCUGGAGGUGGAGAGGGACAACCUGGCGCUGGACCUGAGCGUCCUGAAGCAGAAGCUCCAGGAAGAAACCAACCUGAGGCUCGAGGCUGAGAACAACCUGGCCGCCUAUCGACAGGACGCAGACGAAGCCACUCUGGCCCGUCUGGAUCUGGAGCGGAAGGUUGAGUCCCUGGAGGAAGAGAUCCAGUUCUUGAGGAAGAUUCAUGAGGAGGAGAUGCAGGAACUCCAGGAGCAGCUGACCCGGCAGCAGGUCCACGUGGAGCUGGAUGGGGCCAAGCCAGACCUUACAGCGGCCCUGAGAGAGAUCCGCUCGCAGUAUGAGGCAGUGGCGUCCAGCAACAUGCAUGAGACGGAGGAGUGGUACCGGUCUAAGUUCGAAGACCUGACCCACACUGCUGCUCACAAUGCCGAGCUGCUGCGCCAGGCCAAGCACGAGGCCAGUGACCAGCGGCGCCAGCUGCAGGCCUUGACCUGCGACCUGGAGUCCUUGCGCCGCACGAACGAGUCCUUGGAGAGGCAGCUGCGCCAGCAGGAGGAGCGCCACGCGCGGGAAGCUGCCAGCUACCAGGAGGCGCUGGCCCGGCUGGAGGAGGAGGGGCGGAGCCUCAAGGACGACAUGGCACGCCACCUGCAGGAGUACCAGGACCUACUCAACGUCAAGCUGGCCCUGGACAUCGAGAUCGCCACCUACAGGAAACUGCUGGAGGGCGAGGAGAACCGCAUCACCAUUCCCGUGCAGACCUUCUCCAACCUGCAGAUCCGAGAAACCAGCCUGGACACCAAGACCGUGUCAGAAGGCCACCUCAAGAGGAACAUCGUGGUGAAGACCGUGGAGAUGCGGGACGGAGAGGUCAUUAAGGAGUCCAAGCAGGAGCACAAGGACAUGAUGUGAGGGGGCCCACCUAGUGGCCCCCACUCUGCAGCCGGAGGGCCCUGCAGUGAGAAAGGAUAGUUGUUCCGCUCUGCCAGCUAAUUCCCCUUGCCUUACUGCUCUCCUGCUCCCUCCAUCUCUUCGCCAGCUCUGUUCCAGGCUCUGUCAGCAGGCCUGUGAGACAGUACCCACCCUGCACCCAGAAACUCCAACUAGUAGGACACUCACCCCAAGGCGAGGACCUGGAAGUGCGUGGCCAGCAGCUUGGGCUUGAAUUGGGAGGGGGAGAGAAGAUGGAGAGGGCAAAGGGAUCUAAUAACUCACCCUCUGUAGCCCCAAUCUCUGCUGUCAUGGCAACUGUUGCCAGAGUUGGGGGUCUCUGGAGGCAUCUGGAGAAACUGCGUCUUUGAGCUUCCUCAGGCUGCUGGAGGAAAACUGAGAUUCUAAGAUGGGAGGGGAAAGCAGGGCAACCCUGACCGGAGGCUGGCUCUGGACUAACCCUGCCCCAGUCUGAGAAUGGGUGGUCGGGGACACUCUGACGCCCAGCCCCCAGAUGGGAUUCCUGGCCUGCUCAGAUCCCUGAAGGGCCUCCUGCGUGGCAACUGAAGUGUCUCAGCCAAACAGGGCUGCCAUGUGGCAUGCUGUGGGCAUGUGGUGGGCACGUGGGAGCUUGAUGCCCAGCACUCGGGGGGAGCUAUAGAAUAAGUGGAGAGGGAAGGGGGGUCAGGAGGGAAGAGGGGGACUGCCUGGCUCUUAGGUAUGGGCACAGAGAGAGAUCAAGCCCAGGAGGACUCCUGCAUCCAGGCUGCAGUGGUGGGGCAGGGAGAGAUGGUAGCAGAGAAGGUUGGGAGGAUCCCCUGGACGUCAGAGCUGGGAGCGUGGGUGACACAUUGUUAUCUGGGUCGUGGCAAUCAAGAAAGUGAUUCCUCCUCUUGAAGAUGCUAAAAGAGGAGAGAAAGGGCUGCCGUCCAUGGGCUGAGGUGCAGCUGUCACAGUUCCCACACUCCUGCCUCACUGCACCAUUGAUCCCUGUUCACCUCUGGGUGCCCCCAAAUCCAGCAAAUACUGCUGGGUAAAGUCCUGCCACAUAGCUGAUCCUCUCCAGUCCACAGUGACCUAAGCCCAGGGCCCCUGGGAUCCCCUCCUCUGAAACAUGAAGUGUGCCCCCAUGUUUUAGGGAGCACCCUAUUUUCAGGAAAUUGAGGCAGGAGCUAAGUAAAGACCAUAGAUUGUGUUCCUACAGCUUGGACGUGGGGAGCCCCUGCUCUGUGGUCCAGGGAAGACUGAAGAGCAUGGAGUUAGGGGCUGAGUGGGCCCAUUCCGCGUCUCCCUCUCCCCUCUAGGACCAGAGGGCAGGGAAAAUGAGAGUUCUUCCCUCUUUUCAAGACUUAGUGUCCUUUCCCCUCUCCUGCCUGCCACCACAGCUAUUAGCCUGCAGGAUGCAGUCGCUACUUUUAGUCACUGAGGAAAAAUAAACCCACCUGCUGGAACCUUC
Molecule: messenger RNA, 2824 nt
Organism: Condylura cristata (star-nosed mole)
Lineage: Eukaryota; Metazoa; Chordata; Mammalia; Eulipotyphla; Talpidae
Gene: GFAP
Product: glial fibrillary acidic protein
Exons: 9
Coding region: 52-1350 (432 amino acids)
Biological process (GO): regulation of chaperone-mediated autophagy; intermediate filament organization
Cellular component (GO): intermediate filament; cell projection; cytoplasm
Molecular function (GO): structural constituent of cytoskeleton
Source: RefSeq, a predicted model, not a curated record